Messenger RNA from Emericellopsis cladophorae, 2229 nucleotides. RefSeq lists its product as uncharacterized. The record is from RefSeq and is a predicted model, not a curated record. Bases 1 to 2229 code for a protein of 742 amino acids. The transcript has 2 exons. Lineage: Eukaryota; Fungi; Ascomycota; Sordariomycetes; Hypocreales; Bionectriaceae.
AUGUCUGCCCCCGUUCAUCUCACAGCACUGAGUCCUCGUGAGGCUGUCACAGAUGUCUUGUACCAAGCCAUCUAUGGAGCCGACACCAAUGACUGGGAAAUAUUCAACUCAGUCUUGACGCCAGAAAUCGAGUUCGACCUCGGAGGAAAGAUAAUGCAUGGCACAGAGGAGGCCAGGGCCAAUCUCUUUGGGCUGAUAGGGCCGAUGGACACACUGCACUCCAUCAGCAACGUUCGCGUUCAUCUUACAGACGAUCCGACCAAAGCCAGUCUCACGGCCUAUGCAACGAAUCAGCACUGCAGACCUGGGGAGGGGAUCGAUCCCGCCGCGCCCAAGUACACGACAGGCGUCAUGUAUUUCAUGGAUCUCAAACUGAAGCCCUAUUUCCCGCCGCUCGACCAAGUACAGUCUAUCAACCUACGCGCUGCCUUGCUCCGCUCCCUCGAGAACGCCAAAAAAAACGGCGUUCUGGGCCGCGAUGCCCUUCUCCGAAAGACCAUGCUGGACGAGUGCAAAGGAGAACGGUUGGAAGAUGUCCUGGCCGCAUUCUCCGCGGCAGUCUUGAGGAAAGUCGCGGUGGACCAGCUACAAGGCCACCCAGCGCUGUCGCUUACUUUGACGCUGGAAAACAAGGGUUACAAUGACGACAAGAAUGAGCUGUCCAGCCUGAUUCUGGCGCACAAGCAUUCUCUGGGUAGGAUCAAGGAUAGAAGACGAGAUAUGACCAGGAGAUACCGCGACUUUGAAGGAUUGCUGGGCGUCAAAGAAAGAGGUCUCGCCCAGAGAGAGGAGGAAGCUCUGCGUCGGGAACAGGGCGGACCCGGCAAAACGAUAUCUGAGGAGGCGAGAGCUGCGAUGGCUAGACUGGUGAGAACCAACUGGACAGGCAACGAGAAGUGGAUGCAUGUCCUUGUCCAAGGAGACGCAGCAGAGAAGAAGGACGGGCCUCUCGGUAUGCCGCUCGACCGAGUGUGGAGGCGGGUCGAGCAGGAUAGGCUGGGCGAGGUCGAGGCGAAAGAUGCUGGGCUGCUCGAGCAGCUCCACGGGCGGGUGACGAUGCACAGGGAGCGACUCGACAAAUGGCAGCGCUUUCGCGCGAGCAUGUACGGCGAAAGGCCUGCGCAAGCGGCGUCGCCCUCGGAAGGCAAGGCUAGGUCACAAGACAGGGGCAUCGAUCUUGGGCUAGGUGCGCACGAAGAGCUGAGGCUGGGUAGAGCGACGGGGACCAGCAAGACUCUAAGUCAAGGCAUGCGGCUCACCAGUGACUAUCAGGAGAUGCUGCAAGGACUGAAGGACGAGCUCGCCGACGCAGGGCACAAGCCUAGUCCGUUGCCCUUUCUUCAAGUAAAGGGGAAAGGGAAGAGAACCUCCAUGGGCACCCAAGAGUCAAUUAGCGAGAUCUCGGAGUUGAGUGAGCUUGAAGACGACACCCUGGAUCGAUCACCGGAAGAAGAUCCCGUUCAUCCUGUCCCGGCAAUAGACCACGAGCAACCUAUACGUCCCGGCCUUUCACGAGCCAGCUCUUCAAGCGGGGGACCGAGCACUCCUUCAAAGUUGAGGCGACGUCAAAAUUACACAGAUGAUGAUGACGAUGAGGGCGGUGACGGUGAAGACGACGAUACCGUGCGCCUUGACUUCCAACCCAGGCUCAGGCCAGACACAAGUUUGUCCCCGAUUCGGCGGCAAAAGACGCCCAUUCAGCAAGCCGCACCGUCUCCAACACAGGCUGCUGCGGACAGAAUCCUCGAGUCCAUGAACGACGCAUCGCCUUUCCCCAAGAACAAGUCCAAGCCUAGACAUACGCUGUCGUUGGCCGAUAGGACCCGUCUCUCUAUGGCUCCUCGUGGAUCAUCCAUCUUCCUUGAAGAAGAAGGAGAAGAAGGGGAGGGGAGCUCAGAAACCAACAAGCCUACUCCCGUUACGUCAGGUGAAACGACGGAAGCUCUCGAGAACGAUAUUCUGGAGGAUCUGGCUGCUCGCACUCGCCGCAGCAUGGCUGGCUUCGAGAACGCUCGGCAAAAGGCCCAAGUAGAGCGACGAAGAUCGCAGAGAAAGUCUAGAGUUCCCCCUAUGCGCGAAGGAAGCUAUUUCCCCAAGCUGGAGGAGCAGGACACCCUGAGGGAAGAAAUGAUCGCAGAGGAGGACAUGGAGGCAGUCUUUCGCUCGCGACCCAAGAUCCAGGCGAGCCCGCUGCCAAGUCCGACGAGAGAAGACUGGGGCGAUUAUUGA